Molecule: messenger RNA, 2585 nt
Organism: Gamsiella multidivaricata
Lineage: Eukaryota; Fungi; Mortierellomycota; Mortierellomycetes; Mortierellales; Mortierellaceae
Product: STE like transcription factor-domain-containing protein
Exons: 2
Coding region: 197-2470 (757 amino acids)
Biological process (GO): sexual reproduction; regulation of DNA-templated transcription
Cellular component (GO): Tec1p-Ste12p-Dig1p complex; nucleus; Ste12p-Dig1p-Dig2p complex
Molecular function (GO): DNA-binding transcription factor activity
Source: RefSeq, a predicted model, not a curated record
ACAACAACAACAACAACAACAACAACAACAACAAAAUCUGCAAUUGCAACAGCAGCAGCAGCAAUUACAGCAGCAGCAACAUGAUCAACAGAAUAUCCUUCUCCAUGAAUCGCUCGCUUUGAGCACCGCGUCCGCCUCGAGGAUAGAGGAGAUUGACAGACUGAGCGUGUUCUUGACCACGGCCCCGACCUAUCAGAUGGAGCUCUCCAAGUUCCUGCUACCCACAGGCGAAACGAUAUCCUGCGUUCUCUGGAACGAGCUUUAUCACAUCACUGGCACAGACAUUGUCCGGUCACUCGUCUCUCGUUUUGACAGCUUUGGUCGCCCUGUCUGCAACAUCAAAAAGUUUGAGGAAGGUGUCUUCUCAGACCUGAGAAACCUGAAGCCAGGCGCGGAUGCCUGUCUCGAGGAGCCCAAGUCCCCGUUCCUGGAGAUGCUCUACCGCAACAACUGCAUCCGCACCCAAAAGAAGCAAAAAGUCUUCUAUUGGUACUCUGUUCCACACGAUCGACUCUUCCUCGAUGCCAUGGAGCGUGACCUAAAGCGCGAGCAAGCAGGCACCGAGCCCACCUCAAAAGCCGUUGCUGAGCCGGCCUUGUCAUGCACGCUGGAGACGGUGCGCGAUCUGGUUGAACGCCUCUCUCGCCGCACUAUCGAGAUGAACACGAUUACAGAGACCCUCCAAAGUUUCACCCCCGAUGGAGUUGCUCCCAUGAACCGCCAGUUGCCCGCUGCCAUCUCACCCUCGGAAGUCUCGCCAACACAGGCCCAGUUGGUCCCUGAAAACUCUCUGCCAACAGGAGUAUCUGCAGGCACCCUUCAUGACAGCAGCGUCGGACCCUUCAGUGAGAGUGGACCAGGAUUCCACCAAGGUCCAUCUUACGUUGAGGAUGCAGGAUCCGACGAUAACUCAGAGUCCAAGGUGCCAUCAGACCCUGAUGCUGCCUUCACUGGUGGUGCUGAGGCCAUGAACCAUGCCUCAGACGCAAAUGCUGGCCUUUUUGGUUCAUUCACUUUAUUCGAGGGAUCACCUACUUACAAGAAGCGAAGAAGGCGCUCGACAGCUGGUCCCUCCAUGCUGUCUGAGUCUAUCGACCGAUCAGAUAUGAUCUCGAACGGCACAGGGACUGGAUUCUUGCGUGGCGACAGCCGACAUGGCUCCAUUGAUUUUGACCAUGACGGCGAAAGGUUUUUGGAUGGUAGUGGCGUUCACGGACACAAGGGCCAUGGCAUGCAAGGCGGUUUCCUCCACGAAUCAUCUUCUCGCCCCUAUCACCACCAUGGAUCGGCUUCCAUGUCGUCUUUGCAUUCGAUACACGGUAGUUCUUCCAACCCUUCGCGUUCAUAUGCUUGUCCAGUCCAGCCCUGCGGUCGUCUCUUCAAGCGACUUGAGCAUUUGAAGCGCCACUGGAGGACACAUACCCUCGAGCGACCCUAUGCAUGCAACAUUUGCUCCAAACGAUUCUCGAGAAGCGACAAUCUCGCCGCCCAUCGCAAGACUCACGAGAAACCUUCGUGGGCCAACGAUGACGACUCGUCUGCUCCUCGAGGAGAGGGUGAGGAUGACGACCUCGAUGGCGAUGAGCAAGACAAUGACGAUCAGCUCCGAAUCUCCAAGGACUAUGCUUCGGACUACAGCACGACUAGGAAGCGUCGUCGCAGCAUGCACAAAGACCGAGGAAUGGAGUCCAUGAGUGAGCGAGAGAGUCUGAGCGGUCUUAGCAGCUGCGACGAGGACGAGGAUGGAACCGUGCUCAACAUGAUGCGAUUCUCGGCUCUGAAUCAGGCAGAGCAGCAGCAGCUUCAGCUUCAUCGUCAGAGCUUCUCAAAGGCAACAACUCCCAUGUUGCAGGCACAGCACCCACCUUUUGCCUUGGCCAGUCAGUCAUUCGGACCAACCAUGUCUAUGAUGACUCCCAAUCAGCCGUAUGCACCCUUCGCAGCUGGUCCUCUCUCAGCCGGCUUUGGCGGUUUCCUUGCAAACCAGCCAGCUCCACCUCCACUGUUCACUCUGGACGAGGAAGAGGAGGACGAGAACGAGGAGAUCUCCGAUAUGGAGAAGCUGCGUUACAAGUACGAGUACGAGAUCAAGGCCGCUAUUGAUUCAACACCGGUGCUGUCCGAGGUAGCGAAGAUAAUGGCAACGCCUUACAGCACUGGAGCAUUUGGAUAUGGGGGCAUCUUGCCCGAUUACGCCGUAUACGGCGCGUACCCUUUGGCGACGCCUGUUAAUCUUGGAAGAUACCCUUUUGAUCCUUCGACUCCCGGGGCAACAGCGAACAUGUUUGCAGCAGCAGCAAUGAUGCCUUCAUCAUCAGUAGCUACAUCGUCCUCGAUCUCGGCGGCAAUGACAUCUGGAGCGUCAUCGAACUACCCUGUCGUCCAUACCGCGGCCUUGCCACCCUCGCACCAUCACCAGGAGUACUUGGAGUUUACUCUUGGAAGCAUGCUGCCCAACAUUCCUAUUUAGAAGAUGUUUAUCUCGACCUGAUCUACAUGGAUCGCUGUGUAUAGAACCAAAACCAUUUCAACUCUAUUAUUAAUCUUCGUUGACAAAAAAAAUAAAAAAUAAAUAAAAUAGCGCC